Messenger RNA from Fusarium oxysporum Fo47, 1134 nucleotides. RefSeq names its product pectin lyase fold/virulence factor. The transcript has 2 exons. Lineage: Eukaryota; Fungi; Ascomycota; Sordariomycetes; Hypocreales; Nectriaceae. Gene Ontology annotation, molecular function: pectate lyase activity. The coding region runs from base 1 to 1134 and encodes 377 amino acids. The record is from RefSeq and is a predicted model, not a curated record.
AUGAAGUCUCUCUCUCUUCUCUCCGUGGCUGUCGCCGCGCUGGUCUCCAACGUUUCCGCCGCCGGCGUAACCGGCACCCCCGAAGGAUUCGCCUCCGAAGUCACAGGCGGCGGUAGCGCCGAGGGCGCGUACCCCAAGUCAACCGAUGAGCUGGUCUCUAUGCUUGGCGACUCUACCACGCGCGUCAUCUUGCUCGACCAGGAGUUCGACUUCACCGGUACCGAGGGCACUGCGUCCGAGCAGGGCUGUGCUCCUUGGGGUACGGGCUCGGGCUGCCAGACGGCCAUCAACAAGGAUGAUUGGUGUAACAACUAUCAACCUGAUGCCCCCAAGGUCGAUGUUAGUUACGAUAAGGCGGGCUUGAACCCGAUUAUCGUCAACUCGGAUAAGUCGAUUGUUGGUGUUGGUGCGAAUGGUGUUAUCAAGGGCAAAGGUCUUUAUAUCAAGGGGACCAAGAAUAUUAUUAUUCAGAACAUCCAUAUUACUGAACUGAACCCUCAGUAUGUUUGGGGUGGAGACGCUAUUACCCUUGAUGGAGCUGAUCUUGUUUGGAUCGAUCACGUCACAACCUCCAACAUUGGCCGACAGCACAUCGUCCUUGGCACCAACGCCGAUAAUCGAGUCUCUAUCACCAACAACCACAUCAACGGCGAGAGCCAGUGGUCUGCUACUUGUGAUGGACACCAGUACUGGUCCAUGUACUUCACCGGUUCCAGCGACAUGAUCACCAUGAAGAACAACUACAUCACCAAGACCUCCGGCCGCGCCCCCAAGGUCGCCGGAAACACCGUCCUCCACGCCGUCAACAACUACUGGUCCGACAACUCCGGCCACGCCUUCGAGACCAGCGACGAAGCCAAGAUUCUCGCCGAGGGAAACCUCUUCCAGGACGUCAAGGCCGCUAUCGAGGAGGGAUCUACCGGUGCCAUCUUUGCCAGCCCUGAUGCUUCCGCCAACGCUGCUUGCUCCAGUGAUGUUGGUCACGUUUGCGAGGUUAACCAGUACGAUAACUCCGGUUCGCUGUCUGGUACCGAUUCUAGCUUCUUCAGCUCUUUCGGUGGAAAGGGUGCUGAGGCAAAGCCUGUUUCUUCCGUCACUGGCCUUGCUGCCAGUGCUGGUUUCGGAACUAUCUAA